Molecule: messenger RNA, 435 nt
Organism: Ahaetulla prasina
Lineage: Eukaryota; Metazoa; Chordata; Lepidosauria; Squamata; Colubridae
Product: progonadoliberin-2-like
Exons: 3
Coding region: 124-384 (86 amino acids)
Biological process (GO): multicellular organism development
Cellular component (GO): extracellular region
Molecular function (GO): hormone activity
Source: RefSeq, a predicted model, not a curated record
CGUUGUGUUUCUCUUAAUAUGACUGGGUUAAGACUUGAAUGCUUACGGUAACCCGGCCAAGAAAUAUUUCCAAAUUUCCAUUCUUCCCCCGCCCUUCCAGAUUCCGCAGAGGUAGACCACAUCAUGAUAUACGAAAGAUCCCUCUUGGUCUUCUUCUGCAUCGUUUUUUCUAUCGGCGUGCAACUGACAAGAACUCAGCACUGGUCCCACGGCUGGUAUCCUGGAGGGAAGCGAGACAUUGCGUUCCCUGGAAACCUUAAGGACUCUGAAGAGAGCAAACUUUGCGAUGGGAGAGGCUGCCCAUAUCCAGAAGUCCCAAGUGAUGAAGUGAUGAAGCAUUUAUUGGCUGGAAUCCUGACUGGACAACUUCAGAAAAAGAAAUGAAAAGAAAAGAAAAAAAGAGCCCUUCUUGAGGAAGACGGGCAGCCUGGAAAC